CAUUUGCGUGAGCUGACGCAUCGCGUGCACUAUGAGAACUACCGAAGUGCCAAACUGUCCUGCAUCGCAUCGGAAAGCCAGUUUCAGACGGUGGAUGGCAAGGACCCGAUGAUGUGCAUGGAGGCAGAGAAGAAGGAACAUGAGGUGAAGAUGCGCAAGAUGGAGGCAGAAAUGGAGGCCGUCUUUGCUCAAAAGAUGCGUGAACAGCUGCGUGCUGAGGAGAACCAGUUCGCAGCGGAGAGACGGACUUUUGAGGCUGAACGCAGUGCCUGGGAAGAGGCCUGGCGUGAGUGGGACAUCGGUGCCGACCUGAGUGGUUCGUCAGGUCUGAGUCUGGGUCUGGGCGAGCGCGUCCUCAACGAGGUCAUCAAGGAGCGCAGCAAGACAGAGAAGAAGCAUAAGCGUCUAUUUUGA
Molecule: messenger RNA, 414 nt
Organism: Dibothriocephalus latus
Lineage: Eukaryota; Metazoa; Platyhelminthes; Cestoda; Diphyllobothriidea; Diphyllobothriidae
Source: the annotation of a GenBank genome assembly